AUGGCGUCAACCCUUGCAAUCACCACAACUCUUAUCACCGACUUCACACGCGGAACGAGCAGCUUCUCCUGCCGGCGCCUACUUAUACCCUUGAGAAUCUGUACUAUGGCCCAUGGCCCUCGCCCAACCGGCGUUUUCUCGUCUUCCACUGCCCCAUCACUACGACAGUCGGGUGCGCUGUCAAAUGUCUCCACACAGCAAUCAUCGAUCCUAGCUGCCCGUGUUGCUGCCAAAAGGUCUGAACUCGAUGACCUCAAGCAGUUGCGCGAGGUAAGCGGCGCAUUGGCGACCCAAAUGGAAGCCUUAAACCAGAAGCUUGAAACGUUGCGAGACGGCGCAGAAGGUGCUAGCUCUAUUGAAGGCCUUCUUGCGUUAACCAUUUACGUGGCUUAUGCUACAGCCGUUGCGUGCGUUAUGGCAAACUGGGAGAAUGUGUUAAGAGCUAUUAAUAUGGCAUCCAUAAAAGCAUCCCAGAUCCCUCCUGUAGAAGCCGAAUCAGCCUCUCAAGCAGAUAUUCCAAGGGCGGAGCCCUCGGUUCUUCCUGCGCCAUUGGUGAGAAUACCCGCCGAACCUCUGCGCACAACGUCGAGUUCGGCGCCGCAGGAUUCGUCGUGA
Messenger RNA from Ophidiomyces ophidiicola, 615 nucleotides. RefSeq names its product DASH complex subunit dad2 (gene DAD2). The record is from RefSeq and is a predicted model, not a curated record. Gene Ontology annotation, biological process: attachment of spindle microtubules to kinetochore; mitotic cell cycle. NCBI's taxonomy places the organism in Eukaryota, Fungi, Ascomycota, Eurotiomycetes, Onygenales, Onygenaceae. The transcript is spliced from 3 exons. Bases 1 to 615 code for a protein of 204 amino acids. Gene Ontology annotation, cellular component: mitotic spindle pole body; DASH complex; mitotic spindle.